Messenger RNA from Gryllus bimaculatus (two-spotted cricket), 1222 nucleotides. NCBI's taxonomy places the organism in Eukaryota, Metazoa, Arthropoda, Insecta, Orthoptera, Gryllidae. The record is from the annotation of a GenBank genome assembly.
CUGAACACUGAACAGUAACUAGCGCUCUCAACGUUUUGAGUUUUCAAAGUUUGCAGCAUUUCCUGUCUAUUUUGGUAGACAAUUUGACUUCAGUUUGAUGAUAUUGUAUUAUUUUCAAACUUCAAAUUUCAUAAGAACUCACAUUGACUUGAUUACAAUGUUUCCGUUUUCAUGGAUAAAUGAAUUUCAAACUUCGGAGAGGGAUACAAUUUCUGAAAGCACAGGAUGUUUAUUGUCUCAAGCUAAUAAAACAAUUCAUGAAAAGAUUUUAUAUUUUCUUAAUUUAACUGGUAGUUUAAGUAAAGUGGAAGAAGCUUUUAUAAAGUAUGAUAACAAUCUUAAAAAUUUUCCUGAACAGAAAAGUCUUUUUCCAUCUUUAAGAGUUCCUCUUGAAAUUGACCUAAAGGAGAUACAAGAAAUUUCUGGUGAUUACAUCUUAAAACUGUUAAUUAAUGAACCACAAAUGACUUCUUCCAUUGUACAAAGGGUCAUUUACACCUACAUUGUCUCUAAAUUAUCCCUGGAAGAUUUUCAACAGCAACAAUUAGAAAUACCACUAAAAAUUAAGUCACUGAGUGAUCUUACUGUAUGUAGUAUUUCAAACAUUCAUGUUGGAAAACUUACUUUAUUACGAGGAACUUUACUUUCUAUUUCCACACCAACUAAAUUCAUCUAUGGUUUAAAAUGUUCACUGACCUCUUGUAAUUCUAAGGGGCAAAGGGUAAUAGGUGCACCACCACAAAGAAUUUCCCUGUGCAGCUUGUGUGGAAAUAGUUUGCAAGAAGUACCAGAAGCUUGUGAAAUGGGAGAACAAACUUCAGGUUUUCUGGUAGUGCUUCCAGAAUAUCAAAAUCUUCAUAAUACAGCAUUUAAUAAGCAAGCUAUUCUGUUGUGCUUUAAAGACGAAACAAUGAGAGGUCUUGAGCCGGGUUUGGAAUAUGAGAUUGCUGGUCAAAUGACUCUUAAAUCAUUUCAAGUUUGGGCUGUUCAAAGAAAAUGUCAUAUUAAUCAAGAAAUUGAUUUUCAUUCCAUACCUUCCAGUAUCCGAAAGUUACAACAAGAUAUUGAAAUUUUGUGCCCUGAUUCUCCUUGGACUUUUGUGGGCUCAUUAGCAUCUGCAUUGUCAGCCAAUGAUUCCUCAGAAACUUGCUUUUUUAAUUUAAAAAUGGGUCUUCUUUUGAGCCUGGCUUCACAGUUAAAGAAACAUUAUGAAAUUAUUUAA